This is a messenger RNA of Morus notabilis, 1338 nucleotides long. RefSeq lists its product as uncharacterized. The coding region runs from base 52 to 1029 and encodes 325 amino acids. NCBI's taxonomy places the organism in Eukaryota, Viridiplantae, Streptophyta, Magnoliopsida, Rosales, Moraceae. The record is from RefSeq and is a predicted model, not a curated record. The transcript is spliced from 11 exons.
AACGUUUCUUUUUGGUGGUGGGCUGAGGAGGAGAAGAGGUGAAGAAAAAAGAUGGCGUUACAGGCCGGGGUUUCCUCGUCCAAGGUUCUCAUCCUCGUUGGAGCAGGUCUGACGGGUUCGGUUAUUUUGAGGAGCGGGCGAUUGUCUGAUCUGAUUGUGCAGCUUCAGGAAUUACUUAAAAGCGUUAAUGAGGCUGAGAUCUCGCCUAACAAGUACGAUGGUGCGCUCAUUGCAGCUCAGAUUCGGCAAUUGGCACAAGAGAUUAGGGAGUUAACCUUAUCUGGCCCUGUAACAAUCUUCAAUGGGAAUUCUGCAUCGAGUGGUAGUUAUGCUUCUUACAUAUUACCAGCUGCUGCAGUUGGUGCAAUGGGAUAUUGCUACAUGUGGUGGAAGGGUUGGUCACUUUCCGACGUAAUGUUUGUGACAAAGCAUAACAUGGCAAAUGCUAUUGCAACCGUUUCAAAACAAUUAGAGCACGUACAUGAUGCUUUAGCUUCUACCAAAAGGAAUCUGAGUAAGAGGCUUGAAAACUUGGAUUGGAAGAUGGAGGAGCAAAAGGAAACAACUCAUCUAAUUGCAAAUGAUGUGAGUGAGGCGAAGUCAAACCUUUCUCAAAUUGGGUUUGAUGUCGACACAAUCCAUCAAAUGGUGGCGGACCUGGAAGGAAAAAUUGAGCUUCUUGAGAGCAAACAGGAUAUGACUAACUCAGGUCUUUGGUAUCUCUGCCAAGUGGCUGAAGGAUCUAAAGAUGGUCUGGAUGCUAAACCCUUUCAGGAUGCCUCUGCAAAGCUAGCAAAGCAUUCAGCAAUAAAAUUUGAGGAGAAAUCACUCAAGGGCCUUCAGUUCAUUACUGAAAAUAAGGAGUCAAGUGUUGUUGAAAGAUCGACGGUAAGCACGAGUAAAGAUUCCGACAAAGAUGGCCUCAACGACCUCGUUGGGGUAAAGGCCCCAUUGAUGAAAACAAGAAUACACAGAUCAUAUCUGGUUGGGAUUUCUUUGACCAGAGACAUUUUGGGUUCUGAUCUGUGAAACUCUUUCGUCUUCAGUUUAUCUUUGAUUUCGGGAGGGAAGUCUUCCUGAUUGAUUUUUUUCCCCUUGAAAUUGUGUGUAGUUCUUGUGACUUGUUCAUUUGUUUGGGGUGAUAUAUAUAUAUUCAUAGUUACACAUUCUUCUUGUACUUGGAAUUGAUUCAUACCAAUUGUAAUUCGUUGCUGGUACAACUUCAAUGGUAUACUUGUACAGAAUAAAAGUUUAUUCAUUUGAAUGUCAGCGAUGACAAUGUAUUUCAGUAUAAGCAGUUUAAAACAGCUUUUAGUUUUUACAUUGAGACGUGUGAAA